CGUCAUAUGGCAGGGAGCCCCAUUCGGGCAUGUAGUAGGAAUUACUUCCGAGUAAAAGCCCAAGUCUACGGCCGCGUACAAAAAAGGGACCAGCCGCCCGAGGCCAGGCGGAGACGAAGAGGUAAGCCUUUUUUCCCCUGCAGAUCAGACUCGACUUUUCAAAUUUUGAGAAGGGACGAAUAAACAUGAAUCUUUUUACCCACCUCAACACAAAUAAUAUGUUUUCUGCAACUAAUAUGUCUGGUCGCAAGUUUGAGGAUCAACUGAACUUAAGCAGUAAUUCCCCUUCGAUGUCAAUAAGUAAGCUUUUUCCAGCUUUGUUGCAAUGCUUUGGCAUUAUCCUUUGUGGAUACAUAGCUGGAAGAGUUAAUAUAAUUACAUCAACUCAGGCCAAAGGAUUAGGAAAUUUUGUCUCCCGCUUUGCACUCCCAGCUUUACUCUUCAAAAAUAUGGUCUUGCUGAAUUUUUCCAACGUGAAUUGGUCCUUUCUGUACAGCAUCCUGAUUGCCAAAGCCUCCGUAUUCUUCUUAGUCUGUGCAUUAACAUUGUUGAUAGUCACUCCUGAAAAACGCUUUAGCAAAGCUGGACUCUUUCCUAUCUUUGCUACUCAGAGCAACGACUUUGCACUGGGAUAUCCUAUAGUUGAAGCUUUGUAUCAAAAUACAUAUCCUGAGUAUCUCCAGUACAUUUACCUGGUUGCACCAAUAUCACUUAUGAUGCUAAAUCCCUUGGGGUUUAUUUUCUGUGAAAUCCAGAAAUCAAAAGACAAUCAGAAUCUCUCUCAUAGCAAAAUGAAGAUCAUAGGACUCGGGCUUCUUCACGUGUUGCAGAAUCCAAUUGUGUUUAUGGUCUUCAUAGGAAUUAUCUCUAAUUACAUCCUUAAACAAAAGGUUCCUGCAUAUUUGGAAAACUUCCUUGACAGUCUUGCCAAUUCAUUUUCUGGCUCGGCUCUUUUUUACCUGGGUCUCACCAUGGUUGGCCAAAUAAAGAAACUGACAAGGGGUACAUUCGUUGCACUGAUUCUUCUCAUCACAGCUAAACUGCUGUUGAUGCCCCUUCUAUGCAGGGAAAUGGUGGAAUUGUUAGACAAGAGCCAGAGUUUGAUCAACCAUACCAGUUUAUCCAACUAUGCAUUUCUCUAUGGAGUCUUUCCAACAGCUCCGGGUGUAGCUAUAUUUGCAACACAGUUUAACAUGGAAGUAGAAGUCAUAACUUCUGGAAUGGUGAUCAGUACUUUUGUGUCUGCCCCCAUCAUGUAUGUUUCUGCGUGGCUAUUGACCAUUCCCUCCAUGGAUCCAGACAGACUCUCAGCAGCAAUUCAGAACGUUAGUUUUGAUAUUAGCAUUGUUAGUCUGGUCUCUCUGAUCUGGUCCCUCGGGGUUAUUCUCUUGAGUAAAAAAUACAAGCAGCUUCCUCAUAUGCUUACAACUAACUUACUCAUUGCUCAGUGCGUGGCCUGUGUGGGCAUGGUAAUGUGGAAUUUCACCAUUGAGAAGAAAAGCAUCUUUGUGCAGAUUCUUGUCUUCAUUGUCCUGUACUGUUCCCUUUAUAGUGCUUUUCUGUGGACAGGCCUUUUAGCUCUUUCUCUCCUCCUUUUGAAAAGAAGGGAAAACCUAAAGAUUCCUGUUGGAAUUAUUACUAUAGCCGGCUGGGGCAUUCCAGUAGUCAUUGUUGGAAUUCUUCUAGUAGCUGGAAAACACACUGGUGAAAUUGACUCAGCAUUUUUUUAUGGUAAACAUCAGGUGAUCACUACUGCAGUAAUCGUAACAAUCAGCAUAUUGUUCUCAGGUGUGUCACUCAUGUGUAUGAACCGAUCUGGAACAGCAGGGACUAAUUAUGAGGUUCUAAACCAGCAACAUCAAGUAGAAGAAACCGAAAGGGAAGCGAAUCAACAUUAUAAAUCUUCCCCCAGUGUCUCUCAUUCUGAAACAGAUUCUCCUAUCGAAAGAGAGAACCUAGUAGAUUUCUACACAUGUCAAAAACAAAACGGAGAAUUAUGCUGCUCAGAAGAAGAAUCCGGAUCUACUGCUGGACUCAGUGAGAACUGUUCUUUCUCAGUUGAGACAGCAAACCAGUGUUUGAGUCCAUGCAGUUCUCAGAGGUGUGUCCUGGCUCAGGAAGAACAGCUUCUGCAAACAGGAGACCAACAGUUGGCCAGACAUGUGCUAUUGUGCCUGCUUCUCAUUGUGGGCCUUUUUGCUAACCUAUCAAGUUGCUUGUGGUGGUUAUUUAACCAAGAGCCUGGGAGACUCUAUGUGGAACUGCAGUUCUUCUGUGCUGUAUUUAAUUUUGGUCAGGGAUUCAUUUCUUUUGGAAUGUUUGGGUUAGACAAACAUCUAAUUAUUCUUCCAUUCAAAAGGAGGCUUGAAUUCCUUUGGGGUGCUAGAACUGUGGAACCGAGGGAAUCAUCUGUCCCGGAGGAGAUUCGGAUGACAUGCCAACAGUUUGUUAGUUACCACAGAGACGUGUGUGUGAGAAGCAUUGUCCAGGAUAGAAGGUGUGGCAGAAAGACUGUGACUGGACUCUUCUUCGGCUGUGAUCUGGUGAACUGGCUUUUGGAAGUUGGCCUUGCCUCGGACCGUGGGGAAGCUGUAGUGUAUGGAGAGAGGCUGGUGAAAGGCGGCAUCAUCCAACAUAUUACCAAUGACUUUGAAUUUCGGGAUGAGCGGUUGUAUUACCAUUUUACAGCUACGACAACCAUAAUACAGGACAACCGAGGGACUGAAGGCGCCCAUGGAAGCUAGCCAAGACCAGGCCCUCCUAUUCGUAUCUAAUGCACGCUGUUUGAAAUCCCUUUGCUUAUAAUGUGGCCAUGUUGAUCUCUAACCCAAAGAGAAUUAUGUCUUGCAAUCUGAAUGUUAACUAAAAUGAGUAGCUUCAGGGAAUUAUUUCAAAUUGUGAAAGGCGCGUAACAGGCCUUGUACUCAGUUUUAUUUUUUGAAACAAUUGUUUUUUUUUUUUUAAGAAAUAAUUUUCCAUCCUUGCCAGUACAGACAAUACUGUGGACAAAACAACUCAUUGUUAUCAUGUGAUGUGUUUUUUUUAAGGGAACAGUAGAUCAUUUUGGUGUACGCAAUUCUUAUUCUUGUUUAACGGCGAAAUUCUCUUAUUUGUACUGACAAAAUAACUGAAGAUUGAUGU
Thamnophis elegans (Western terrestrial garter snake) is the source of this 3141-nucleotide messenger RNA. It is a transcript of the gene GPR155, whose product is annotated as G protein-coupled receptor 155. Gene Ontology annotation, cellular component: membrane. The coding region runs from base 186 to 2744 and encodes 852 amino acids. Gene Ontology annotation, biological process: transmembrane transport; intracellular signal transduction. The transcript has 16 exons. The record is from RefSeq and is a predicted model, not a curated record. NCBI's taxonomy places the organism in Eukaryota, Metazoa, Chordata, Lepidosauria, Squamata, Natricidae.